AUGAGUAAACCAAAUAACAGCUCUGAAUCUACCAUUGAUGACUUUUCUUAUUCAACUAUUCUAGUUAGACUUCUUUCAGUAAAAUAUGAUUCUUUUCUUUCUGAUUUGAUUACCUCACCAGAAUCAAUUCAGAUAAAAGGUAUUGAACAAGACAAUGAUUAUACCAAGUUUCAAUGCCACUAUCAAAAACUCAGUAAUGAAAGAAAAAAAGAGUUAAUUGAUGACUUUAAAGUGCAGAGAUAUUUAUCUGAUUUAGCUUCAUUACCAUUAGAGGUUUCAAUCAAAGUAUCUUUGCAAGAGUAUUAUAACAAUACUUUGAGAGUGAUUAAAGUUUCAAGUAUAUUAAAAGGAACUUAUCAAAUCAAAAUUCCCAUAGGAUAUGAUACUCCAAAUUCUAUAUUCCUUGAUUCAAUUACCAUUAAAAUUGAUGUACAGUGUCCAGACAAUUGGGAAUGUGAUGGUUUGGAUAUUAUUCAUUACGUCUCAGAUGAGGAACUUCAAAAUAGGUCUUUUGUUUUCUUGUCUGGAAAAACACUUUCUCUUACAAGAUUCAACAAAGAAAUGAUAGUACCUGGUUAUGGGCUUCGUUCAAAAAAAAAAGGUACUGGAAACCUAAUUUUAAAAUACAAAAGUAUAGCACCAGACUGUUCUAGUAGUUCUUCAUGUAAAACUCCAACAAAUACCAAAAGUGUAAAUCAUCAGUUAAAUGAAAAUAGUACUAUAACAUACACACAAAAAACAAAUGGUAAUUCGGAUAAACCAGGGUCAGUUGAAAUAAAAAGUGGUGUUAGUGUCUACUCUCCAACAAAUAAAAAUACUGAUCAAGACAUUAUCCAUUUACCUGAUGGUGCUGCUAUAUAUGAAGUAUCUUUUUUGGAAAAAGAAGUUAAGGAGGACAACAUAACUUAUUAUAUAUUCCAUCUAAGAAUAGCCCCUUGUCAAUUAAAGAUAAAUGUUCAUACAGAUUAUCGCAAAGAAAUAAAUAAUAAAGAAUGUUUUAAAAAAGCAACAAUCAAGGAUAAUACUGUUUUAUAUGAUGUUCUUUUUGGUGGUGCUUUUGAUACAGAGAAAGAUGCAAUGAAAUUUCUAAAUGCUAAAUUAUUCAAAAACUUAAACCUAAAACAUAGUCUUGAUAAUUGUAAAGUUGGGUUUGGUGGUGGAUAUGCCGUUUUAGAAAAACAUUACUUUGAAACAGGAUACGGAUUUAUUCCUCUAGUUUAUCCUAUUCCAAAAAUGUAUGAAAAGCCAGAAUACAAGUUUUUUGUAUUUUUUAAUUAUCUCCAUCCGUCUAACGAAAUUUAUCCAGUUCUUGUACGUAAAUCGGAGACUUCUUAUUAA
Entamoeba nuttalli P19 is the source of this 1338-nucleotide messenger RNA. RefSeq lists its product as hypothetical. NCBI's taxonomy places the organism in Eukaryota, Evosea, Mastigamoebida, Endamoebidae. The record is from RefSeq and is a predicted model, not a curated record. The transcript has a single exon. Bases 1 to 1338 code for a protein of 445 amino acids.